Thermothelomyces thermophilus ATCC 42464 is the source of this 1828-nucleotide messenger RNA. RefSeq lists its product as uncharacterized. Gene Ontology annotation, cellular component: chromatin; nucleus. The record is from RefSeq and is a predicted model, not a curated record. The transcript is spliced from 4 exons. Gene Ontology annotation, biological process: chromatin remodeling; regulation of DNA-templated transcription. Lineage: Eukaryota; Fungi; Ascomycota; Sordariomycetes; Sordariales; Chaetomiaceae. Bases 242 to 1567 code for a protein of 441 amino acids.
GCCGUGAGUCGGUUGGUCUAUUUCCAAUUGCUUCAUCGUCGGUCUUUUCUCAAACUUCUGAGCUUGCACUCCUCACACUCAAGGGCAUUUAGUGCCGCAUUUUCCCCUAAUUUCUCUUUCAGUGAACACAGCCCUGGACAAGUCUGGUACUUGAAUUGAGCUGGGCUCGACGAGACACGGUCAUCUGAGACGAAUCAUCACCUUGGUGCCAUCAAAUUCAUCCAUCUGCCCAUCUUUCAACAUGCCCGACGAUCAAGUAUCCCAGCAAAAUGGCGCAACCGAUACCGACAAUGCCGUAGGCAAGUCUCCCGCAGAAGAGACUAAAGCCCCUGCGGAGGAGACUGUUGCUCCAGUGGAGCCUCAACCCUUCUCAUGGCUCCAACCCCAUCCGCUGUUCGUUAUCGCACUAGUCGGCCCCGAAGAGACGCCUUUCGGCAUUCAAAAGGACUUUUUGUGCUUCAAGUCGGCCUACUACAGGAAAUAUUUCGCCGAGACUCCCAACGAGGGCCUCGAGAACCUCGUGAGACUGCCCGACACGCCCGUCGAGGUCUUUGCCUAUGCCCAGAACUUCAUGUACACGGGGCAGGUCUUCCCAAGUCUCGACAAUCUUCCGAGUUACGAGGUUCUCAUCGGCGUCUGGAAGCUGGGCCACGAACUGGGCAUCGAAGGGCUCUGCGACGCCACGCUCGAGGCCAUGGCCGAGUGCCGACGCGUCACUCAGCACAUCCCCGCCACUCCGCUCCUUGUCCAGGUCUGGAAGGACACUCCCGAGGGAUCCUCCAUCCGCAAGCUGCUCCUCUCAUGGGCGGCCGAGUACAUGAGAUCGAGCGAGUCCCGAGCCGAGUUUGCCCGGUCGCUCCCCCAGGAGGUGCUGAGCGAGCUGGUGGUGACCAUGAGCUCCUUGGACGAAUCGCCGCCCCAGGUUGAUGCUGCCGGUUCGGCAUCCGCGCCCGGCGCGCAGCGUCGCUCGGCGCCACAUGAAGCAGACGAGGCCGAAGGGCGGCCGUCCAAAAAGCGGUGCGCGUCGGAUGCCGAGGCCAACGGUACUUCUUCGGUUACCCCUUCUUCCGGUGCUCAGGCCCCCGGCCGGAAACAAGGAGGCCCGAGGGCGUCACUCCCGGGAGCCAAGCCGGGUCCCAAACCCGGCUCCAAGCGCCGCUCGAGCGCAGCCGUUAACGGAGGCCAGCAAUUCUCCUCCAACCAGAAGCUCAACUUUUGCGCCGACCUCCUCUCGAGGAUGCUUUCCGGGCCAGGCUUCUGGACGCGAGUCGUGGGGCCGUUCAAAGACCCCGUCGACCCAGAACGCGACGGCGUGCCCGACUACUUCGACGUGAUCAAGAAGCCGAUGGACCUGACGACGAUGAAGGGCAAGAUGGACCGGCACGAGUACAAGGACGAGAACGAGUUCCUGGCCGACAUGAACCAGAUCUUCACCAACUGCUACACGUACUGGCGCGAGCAGGACCCCAUGUGGGCGGCCUGUGAGAAGCUGCAGAAGUCGUUUGAGGACAAAUAUGCGCAGAUGAAUAAGUGGAUCGCCAAGAUGGAGGGGGAAGAGGGACACUAGUCGAGAUCGUUGAUUGGGGAGGUGGACGACGUUGAUGGCAGGGGAAAUCUCCUGUUGGGAUAGGUUUGUUUUUAUCCUCGUGCUCCUUGAGCUGGAAGGAAUUAUCUUCCAUGUCUGAAAAGGGGGACUUGAGCUCUCGAUGUUGGUGUGAUUAAGGACGGGGGAAAAGCAACGGCAAGACAGAUUGUAGUAUCACCAGUUGUAUAAUUAGCUUAGUCGUCCUGAUAAUAAUACCCUCCAGCUUUUUUAUUCAUGCACUUG